AUGGCAAGUGCAGCAAAAAAGCGCGCUAGGACACAGAAGGACGAUGUAGAACACCGCCUUCAAGAGGCAUGCAAAUCUCUACAAAGUAAUGUCCAUAAAUCCUAUAGUUCUGCUGCUGAAGCUUUCGAGGUUAACUACCACACGCUGCGGAACCGAUAUCUAGGCCUCACUCGGAGGCCUGUUGAGGCCCAUGAAGUCCAACAAUUGUUGAACAAUGCACAAGAGAAGGUGCUUGCUGAUUGGUUAGUUUAUUUAGGUCACACGGGCCAUGCAGUUAGCAAGUGCACGAUCGGUCCAAAAGUUGAGGCGCUGUGCGGAAGAACUCCUUCCAAAACUUGGCUCAAGGGGUUCCUGGAGCAGCACCCUGAUCUGGUUCUUGGUCGACCGACUGGUCUAGAUCCGAAGCGCGCGCAAGCGUUCAACUUCCCUACCACUGAUCAUCACUUCAAGCUCCUGAAGAGUUUUAUUGAUGAGCACAGGAUUCCCUGGGAGAAUAUAUACAACAUGGAUGAGAAGGGAUUACAGUUGGGAGGUGGAAGGAAAGCUGGAAGGGAAAAAUUGUUUUUUUCUCGUAGUCAGAGUGCAAAUUUGCAACUCGUGACAGUGAUCGAAUGUGUCUCUGCCGACGGUGGGAAUAUCUUACCGGGGUUUGUUUUUCCCGGUGUGGAGCAGUGCCCGGAGUGGUCAGAAGGGACCGACAAGAGAAUCAUCAUUGCAACCUCCGAAAAUGGGUGGACCUCUGAUUACAUAUGUACUGAGUGGUUUGCGAAGGGCUUCAUUCCUCAGGUGAAGGCCCGAAAUAUCUCAAAGAAACCUAUUCUGCUAAUAUAUGAUGGCCAUGGCUCACAUGAAGCAGAUGGAAUGCGAGAGCUUGCUUUAGAACAUGGCAUCCAUCUUUUUUGCCUUCCACCUCACACAACCCACCGUCUUCAGCCACUCAAUGUUGGAGUGUUUGGACCGCUUCAGCGGGAAUGGAAGAAAUGCUGCAUAACAUUUCUUGAGGACAAGAAUCGGGAGCUUGCCUUGAAAGAUGUCGUUCAUGUCUAUCUCGUGGCACGGAAUCAUGCCUUCAAGGUGGAUACAAUUUUGUCCACAUGGCAAAAGAGCGGGAUCCAUCCCAUCAAUCCUCAAGUCUUUUCGGAUGAGGAUUUCGCACCUAGUCACGCAACGUUACGCCUCGCUAAUGUUCCCUCAUCAUAUCCGACCAUCAUGCCUUCCUUCAGUGAUGAUCCUUCAUCUGAUUCAUCCGACGAUACCUUCAUCCCAUGGGACAACUCUGACACAAGCUCUGACGACGAUUUGGACAACUUUUCAAACAAGCUGGACAACAGCAGCACGUGCGACGAAGGAAUGGCUGGAGAGGACUUGCGCAAAGACUCCUGCGCAAGUUUAGAGGACUCCGAUGAUGGCAAUGAUGGCGAUGGCAACAAGAACCACGAGCACAAAGACGAGCAUGAGCGCGAAGAUGAGCACGACCACAACCACGAGUGCGACCACAACCACGAGCGCAACCACGAGCACAACCACGAGCACAACCACAACCACAAGCAUUACAGGGACAAGAAGGACAGUGGCGGGACCGGUCGCAGUGGGGACGAUGGCGGUGGCAACAGCGGUGGAGACGAUAGCAGUAGCGAUGGCGGUGGAGACAGCAGCAACAGCGAUGGCGGUGGAGACAGUGACGGCAGGGACGGCAGUGGAGAUGGCAGUGGCGGGGAUGGCGGUGGAGACAACAGCAGCGGGGACGACGACAGUGGGGAUGAUGGCCUUGGUGGCAGAAAGGACGGCGAAGACUCAAAGGAGGGCUUGGACAGGCUGGAAAUCUUGCACAGGCAUGGAGCAUACGCUGCCCUGUCACGAUCUGAUAGUGAGCGCGCUGAAGACUACUCAGUAAUGCCAUCCCACAGCAACAGCAGCAGAUGGCGCACGCAUUCCAUGACGUCCGCACUCUCCACCCCUUCUUCAACCGCCUUUGCACUCCCUCCCUCACCCUACCCAUCACAAUCCUCCUCUCGACAAACCCGAGAUCAACUUGAAAUCCAGCACCUCCAAAAUAUUCUGCGGCAGCGCAAGUUUGAGAUGUCGGAGAUGGCGAUACAGCUCAACGCUUCCAAGGCUCACUGUGCCCUCAUGAAGCGGCACUUUGGUGUGGUCCAACACCAACUCAAUUUGAAGACACACACACAGGGGGAACGUCAUUUCAACACAACGUCACGAGUCCUCACAUCGGCUGAAGCUCAAGCAGAGUGGCAGCUCGCGAAGACUGCGCGCACCGCAAAAGAAGCAAAAAAGCAGGAAGAUGAGAAGAAGAAAAAGGAUGCAGCCCGAGACUGUGAAGCCCGACGUGCAGUAACGUCAACAGUCUUCAGUGGGGGCUUGAAGACAAAGGCCAAGGAGGAACUGGGGGACAUUGCGAGCGCGCUAGGAUUGCUGGUCGAAGGUACUAACAAGGUCAUCAUAGAACACAUUCAAACCCAUCUUGACGCAAUGCCCUCCCUCGCCGAUGACCCCCGCUUUGCUGGUCUUUUUGCACGCCGUACACGAGGUUGCAAACAUGCCGCGCGAGACUUUGAGCGUAUGCAGCCCCCACUUGAUGACACCCAGAUGGCGCGCGGUCCAUCAGUCUCACAUGAGUCCGAACGUCCAUCACAAUCAAAAUCCCCCCCUCCCGCAUUGGCUAAUAUCCCUUUGCCGGAAUCAGUGCCUCUGCCAUGGCAGUCUUAUUCGAUGACACCAGAGGCAGGGCCCUCUCGCCAUCCGAAUUCCAUGCCCUUCCCUUACAGCUAUCCUCCUUUUGACCAUUCUUACUAG
Messenger RNA from Heterobasidion irregulare TC 32-1, 2811 nucleotides. RefSeq lists its product as uncharacterized. Gene Ontology annotation, molecular function: DNA binding. Lineage: Eukaryota; Fungi; Basidiomycota; Agaricomycetes; Russulales; Bondarzewiaceae. The transcript has 7 exons. The record is from RefSeq and is a predicted model, not a curated record. Bases 1 to 2811 code for a protein of 936 amino acids. Gene Ontology annotation, cellular component: nucleus.